AUGAAGGCCAGCACGGGAGAGGUCUGCGCAGAGGGUGAUGAGCUGUGUCGAAAGCUGGAGAAGGCGGCCGUGAGGAUCCAGGCAUGGUGGCGUGGCAUCAUAGUGCGCCAGGCGCUGCUCCACGCGGCGCUCAGGGCCUGGGUCAUCCAGUGCUGGUGGAGGUCGAUGCAGGCCAAGAUGCUGGAGCAGAGGCGGCGUCUGGCGCUGAGGCUCUACACCUGUCAGGAGUGGGCAGUGGUGAAGGUGCAGGCGCAGGUUCGCAUGUGGCAGGCCCGCAGACGGUUCCUCCAGGCCCGCCAGGCGGCCUGCAUCAUCCAGUCUCACUGGCGCUGGCAUGCCAGCCAGACCCGAGGCCUGAUCCAGGGCCGCUAUGAGGUCAGAGCCAGCCGGCUGGAGCUGGACAUCGAAAUCCUCAUGACCUAGGGCGCUGGCGGGGCCAAGGAGGCUGGAUCUCUCUUCCAAUAAAGAGGCUCACCGACCA
This is a messenger RNA of Pteropus alecto (black flying fox), 481 nucleotides long. RefSeq names its product IQ motif containing F6 (gene IQCF6). The transcript has 2 exons. The record is from RefSeq and is a predicted model, not a curated record. Bases 1 to 423 code for a protein of 140 amino acids. Lineage: Eukaryota; Metazoa; Chordata; Mammalia; Chiroptera; Pteropodidae. Gene Ontology annotation, molecular function: calmodulin binding.